This is a messenger RNA of Colletotrichum destructivum, 1939 nucleotides long. RefSeq names its product Putative ACT domain-containing protein. Gene Ontology annotation, biological process: branched-chain amino acid biosynthetic process. The transcript has 3 exons. The record is from RefSeq and is a predicted model, not a curated record. The coding region runs from base 890 to 1849 and encodes 319 amino acids. NCBI's taxonomy places the organism in Eukaryota, Fungi, Ascomycota, Sordariomycetes, Glomerellales, Glomerellaceae. Gene Ontology annotation, molecular function: acetolactate synthase regulator activity. Gene Ontology annotation, cellular component: acetolactate synthase complex; mitochondrial nucleoid.
CUCUGAACCAUUUCAAUGACUCCCAGUUGGUACCGAGUGCAAAUAGUUUAUUCCAUUACAAAACGAAGUCCGAAACCAAUAUGUCGAUGAGGUAUACGCAUAUGCCUUGCGACUGAUGUCGGUCCCCUUGGGACCGGAAGCAUAUCGACACACAAGUUCUCUUCCGUCACAUCUAUUGCCCACUCUCCUUGUUCUCCGCCUUUUGAGAGUUUUCAAAAUAUCGUACUUCUGUCUCUUUCUCGAAGCUGUUGCCAAUGGACCGUCUCGACAACUUUUAACAAUAUAAAAGGGAAAUCAUCGAUACCAAGGGUCGCGUCAAGUAUUGUUGGUGAGGUGAUAAUAAAAGAGAUUAGGUGAAAGCUGCAUUCAGCGGCGUUGCAGCUUGUUGUGUCAUACGACUGAAGUCAGAUGAAGUAGCUAGGACAGGUUGCCGGAUAAUAAGUUGGCUACCGCCUGGGCAAGUAUAAUGUUGAAUCUUGAAAUGGAUUAGUUGAGUAUCAAGCAAGGUGGCUUGGUUGUUGGUUUAGAUAGGUAGGCACGUAUGUACGGUUUGCAACUAUCUUGUGUCGAGAUGGCAAUUACAUUGCCAAUGCUGCCAAGGGCCAGUUAACUGACACAGUGUAGGAUGCAACCCCGCACCCUCCAAUUCCGACCCCGCGAUGCAGAGGCAACGGAAGCCCACUUGCUCGCUGAAAACCCUUGCUGGUAGCUGAUCCGUGCUCUAUGACCCCUGCCAGCGGUCAGCUCCCCUGCCUCCGACUUGCCUCCGAACAAUCAUCCCCCAAAUCUCCUCAAAUUUUCCCGGUGGAACUUGUCACAUACGGUCUUGAGAUCCGUCCUUCGUCUGGUCAAGAGAGCAAUUGGUUGUUCUCGCAAUUGAUCAGGAAAGAUGGCGUCUCGUCGCCUCGUUUCCACCUCGCUAUGGCGGGCCGCCGCUGCCCCGGCCCAAGCGACAUCGCUCUCCGCCGCCGCACGAUGGAGCUCGACCACCAGCUCGACCUCUGCCAUUGCCUACAAGGCUCUUCGACGCCGCUCGGCGCCUCUGCCCGUGAGCGACAGCCCGCCCGCCUGGUCCGCCCAGGCAGCGGUCUCCAACAUCCUCUACGACAUGCCCUCGCCGUCGUCGCAGCCCCCGAAGCGUCACAUCCUCAACUGUCUUGUCCAAAACGAGCCUGGUGUGCUGUCCCGCGUCUCGGGCAUUCUCGCCGCGCGCGGUUUCAACAUCGACUCUCUUGUUGUCUGCAGCACCGAGGUCGAUGACCUGUCCCGCAUGACCAUCGUCCUGACCGGACAGGAUGGCGUUGUCGAGCAGGCCCGGCGCCAAUUGGAGGACCUCGUCCCCGUCUGGGCUGUGCUGGACUACACCAAUGCCGCUCUGGUCCAGCGCGAGCUUCUGCUGGCCAAGAUCAACAUUCUGGGACCCGAGUACUUCGAGGAGCUGCUCGCUCACCACCGUGAGAUGACAGCUGCCGAUGCCGACAGCGAGCACGCCCUCGAGGCUGAGCAGCAGUCGCUGGAGGAGGUCGCCAAGGACUUUCACCCCAGCAAACUUGCCGUCAGUCAGGCCCUGCGUCACAAGCACGAACAUCUCAAGUCCAUCACCUACUUCGCCCACCAGUUCGGAGGAAAGGUUCUGGAUAUCAGCACCAACAGCUGCAUUGUGGAAGUAUCCGCCAAGCCGUCUAGAAUCGACUCUUUCCUGAAGCUCAUCGGACCUUUCGGUAUCCUUGAGUCAGCCCGUACCGGUCUCAUGGCCCUGCCCCGUUCGCCGUUGUACGGACCCAACGAGGAGACGAUUCUGAAGGAGGCAGACGAGGUCGUUGACGCUAGCCAGCUUCCUCCCGGUUAAGCGAUUUUAUAUUAGAGAACAUCAGGCGUUGGUAAAAAGGGGUAUUGCCAUCUUUCAAUGCUACCAAGCUGCUAUUCAAUCUGUACCAUU